This is a messenger RNA of Aspergillus wentii DTO 134E9, 1168 nucleotides long. RefSeq lists its product as uncharacterized. The coding region runs from base 154 to 918 and encodes 254 amino acids. Gene Ontology annotation, cellular component: nucleus; cytoplasm. The record is from RefSeq and is a predicted model, not a curated record. Gene Ontology annotation, molecular function: ribonucleoside-diphosphate reductase inhibitor activity. Lineage: Eukaryota; Fungi; Ascomycota; Eurotiomycetes; Eurotiales; Aspergillaceae. The transcript has a single exon.
UCUCCCCUCCAUAUAUGUACGUCAGACAUACCUUGCAUACAUUCCAAUUCCUUGCAUCAACAUCAUCCCUAUUUUGAACAUCUGGGGUUUCAACCGUCACUACGCCCCGCAGUCGAGAGAUCUAUCUUCGCCCAAGUGCUGUGCUCGCCCAAGAUGUCUUCAACUACUAUCCAGAACGUUGCCAACAACGACACCCUCUCCAAGCGCAGACGCUUCCAACCGCCCAUCACAUCCUUCUUUUCCUCUCCAGCAUCCAACGAGAACACCCCUCCUCACUUAUCCCACAACCACUACUCCGCCCGGACCAACUCCCCCACCCCCGCCGUUCCUGACAAGGUCCAAGCCUCACUGAUGUCAGUGGGUAUGCGUGUCCGCAAGUCCAUCGCAGAAGGAUACAAGACUCUGGGCGCCAAAAAACUCGAAAAUUCCGUCUACGCGGACCAGGAUCAGAAACCCCGAUACCCCAGCAGCCAUGCUGAACUGGCUCCUUUCGGCGGUAUGUUCAAACCAGGCGACAAUGCCGUUCAGCCUCUGUAUCAGCCAUCAUAUCAAUCAAGCGAUUCUCCGGAUAUCAUUACCGACGAGAACGAUGCUUUUUCUCUCCCACCGAGCAGCCAAGAAUCCGCCGCGUCCUUCGCACCCCUCAAACGGUCAUUUGAUGAUGACAUUGACGAACUCGAGGAUGAAGAUGAACAGACCUACCAGGACACAAAUUUGAGCCACGGUCGCACCAUUCUUACACCGACUUUGGGAAACCAAAGACGACGGUUCAUCGCCAUGGAAUACCAGAACAAAAUGGACCUAGAUGAUUUUGAAGAGCCAUCUUUCCUUCGAAGACGGGAAGAGGUCGACUCUGAUUAUACACCGAAAGCAACUGACAGCUAUGAUAUUGGAACGGGUGGUGCUAUCUUCCGUUGAACAAAAAGCUCUUGCUUACUUUUGUCCUUGCGAAUCAUGCCUUUUGCGUCGUACGUAUUUGGUGUCACUGGCCGGUUUCCCGUGAACGAAAAGUGAUUCGUUUUUUCCUCGUUUCUAUAUAUGUGUGUAUGCUUUAUUGGGAUAUUGAUUUUGGGUUGGAUUGGUUUAUCAAGGCGAUGAUUAUGUGUGCAAAUACCCCGAGGCUGGUUUAUGAUAUCUUGUUACUUUAUCCUGUUACAUUAUUUUUCGC